AGACCGACCCUCGGCUUCGGAGAGGCAGCGCUGUCCCUCUCGGCGCUCACCCGGCGGCUUCGGCUCCCACAGCUUCCUCAGGGAGCGCAGACCCUGGUUUAUGCCCCAGCUCUGACCCCGCUAGAGACAUGUCGACCCCGGCCCGGCGGCGCCUCAUGAGGGACUUCAAGAGGUUACAAGAGGACCCUCCGGCCGGAGUGAGCGGGGCUCCAUCAGAGAACAACAUAAUGGUUUGGAACGCGGUCAUUUUUGGGCCCGAAGGGACCCCAUUUGAGGAUGGAACAUUUAAACUUACAAUUGAAUUUACUGAAGAAUAUCCGAAUAAGCCACCUACUGUUAGAUUUGUCUCUAAGAUGUUCCAUCCUAAUGUCUACGCAGAUGGUAGUAUAUGUCUGGAUAUACUUCAGAACCGUUGGAGUCCAACUUAUGAUGUGUCUUCCAUUUUAACAUCCAUACAGUCUCUAUUGGAUGAACCUAAUCCCAAUAGUCCAGCCAACAGCCAGGCUGCCCAGCUGUACCAGGAGAACAAGCGGGAAUAUGAAAAGCGUGUUUCUGCAAUAGUAGAACAAAGCUGGCGUGACUGUUGACUCAGGGUAGAACAAACGAAGAGGCUGGCCAUAAGAAAAAUGUAUAUUGAUGAAUUCAUCUGCUUCCUAUUCCUAAUUCAUUACAUUUACUUUAUUAAAAACAAAAUAGCUGUUGUGCUGUUUCUGUCUUCCCUUGCCAAGUUUUUCUUCCCCUUUCUGUCCUCCUGUGGAGCAUCAGAGAUUCCAUUUGAAGUCCAAUGUACUGUACCUGGGUUACUUGCAAACAUUACUACUGCAUAUGUCCCUUUGUUGUAUCUCAUUUCCAUCCUCCAGCCUCUAAGCAGUUAUCAGGUUACUGUACUUUUUAUACUAAGCUUUUAAGAGAAACUGUUGUGUAUACCCGUGACCAGGAUGUUAUUUGUAACUAAAUGAUUGCUGCUGUGUUUCAUCCUGGCCAGUUUUCCUUGUGUUCAAUUUGGCAAAGAAUGUAUUUAGGAUAUGACCUAAAGAAAACAGGAAUGCAUCAUGUAAACAUCUUAAAGGGGAAGGAAAACGGAAAGAUUCUAUACUCAUUGUAAAGCAAUAUGAAUUACAAGAUGGCACUAUUGGUAGCAAGGACUAAAGGACCUAGCUAACAAAUGGAAGCAACUUUAAUAACUGACACAGUCCACUUUUUGUAAGAUAAUCAUUGUGCAAAUGCAUUCAUUAUGUUUCAGAAACCGGGCCUUUGGAGCUUUGUGCUUUUUAAAGAGGUGUGAGAACAGGACUAGAAGCUAUUGUUUUUAAGUUGGGAACCAGAAGAUCCUCAAAUCUUUUUAAAGGAACAGUAUUGCCCUAAAUAAACUUUUCUUUUUAUGACUCAA
Molecule: messenger RNA, 1390 nt
Organism: Alexandromys fortis (reed vole)
Lineage: Eukaryota; Metazoa; Chordata; Mammalia; Rodentia; Cricetidae
Gene: Ube2a
Product: ubiquitin conjugating enzyme E2 A
Exons: 6
Coding region: 129-587 (152 amino acids)
Biological process (GO): DNA repair; protein polyubiquitination; proteasome-mediated ubiquitin-dependent protein catabolic process
Cellular component (GO): HULC complex
Molecular function (GO): ubiquitin conjugating enzyme activity
Source: RefSeq, a predicted model, not a curated record